AUGUCCGACGAAAACACCCACACGGCGGCCGUGCUCACGGUGUUCAAUACGAAUGCCAUGGGUGCGUAUCUAGGGUUGCAGACGGUGCUGCUGAAUCAUUCGUGUGCACCGGAUGCGUAUGCGGGGUUCGAGGAGGGGCGUGGCGAGAUUAGGGUGCAUGCGCUGCGGGAUAUACAGAUUGCUGAGGAAAUUUGCAUAUCGCAUCUAGAGGGUAGUGCGUUGUUUGAGUCGAUCAACUUGCAUCGCGGAAUAUUGGUCCUCCAGCGCGGCUUCCUGUGUCUGUGCGAUGCGUGUAUGGAUGUCGAGGAGCGUGAGCUCACGGGGCGGGAGGCGCGCGAGGAGAAGCUGCGCGCGAAUCUACGAGGGCUGACCGCGAAGUAUCGGCGGAACAAGGCUACGUUGAUCGAGUAUUUUGGGAUAAAGGGUCAUAUGGGCGUGGAUCCUGGAUUUGCGACGUUCUUGGCGAAGGUUGGCGCGGCAACUAUGGAGGUUUUGGAGAAGUUAGGGUUUGCGACCAUUGAGACUUUGGAGUGGCCCAUGGUCGAGGACGAGGAGAUGCGCUGGAGUACCUUUGAAGAGUCCAGCGAAGAGGAGGACAACUCCAAAGAUGACGACUACGUUGACUGA
Paraphaeosphaeria sporulosa is the source of this 627-nucleotide messenger RNA. RefSeq lists its product as uncharacterized. Gene Ontology annotation, molecular function: protein binding. Bases 1 to 627 code for a protein of 208 amino acids. Lineage: Eukaryota; Fungi; Ascomycota; Dothideomycetes; Pleosporales; Didymosphaeriaceae. The transcript has 2 exons. The record is from RefSeq and is a predicted model, not a curated record.